GUGGGUGCAGUGCGUAAGGGUGUGCAGCGGUCACGGAAGCUGCUUGAAGACCGGCGUGGCCUGAGCGCGCGAGGGUUAGAUUUGUGAUUCACGGUUCGUGUUGUGGGAGGGUUAAAGGGGUGACGCGUGUGUUGGUCAUAGUGGAGGUAUCAGGGGACCAUGAUGCCCCCCAUAAUCGGGGAAACACUUCGCGUAUGGUUUCUCUCGGCGUUAGUGGUACAUGGUGCUGUCGCUGGCAAUCCGGAUGCCAAGCGUCUUUACGACGAUCUUCUAUCUAAUUACAAUAAACUAGUGCGCCCCGUAGUGAAUACCUCGGACGUGCUACGCGUGUGCAUCAAAUUGAAACUGUCGCAGCUUAUCGAUGUGAACUUAAAGAAUCAGAUCAUGACGACGAACUUGUGGGUCGAACAGUCAUGGUACGAUUACAAACUGCGAUGGGAGCCAAAGGAAUAUGGAGGAGUUCACAUGUUACACGUGCCGUCCGACCAUAUAUGGAGGCCCGACAUAGUCCUCUACAAUAACGCGGACGGCAACUUCGAGGUGACCUUGGCCACGAAGGCCACCAUCUACCAUCAAGGAUUGGUCGAGUGGAAGCCCCCCGCCAUUUAUAAGUCAUCCUGCGAGAUCGACGUGGAGUACUUCCCAUUCGACGAGCAGACCUGCGUCCUCAAGUUCGGUUCGUGGACCUAUGACGGCUUCAAGGUCGACCUAAGGCACAUGGAUGAGAAAUCCGGAAGUAACGUGGUGGACGUCGGCGUCGACCUCUCCGAGUUCUACAUGUCUGUAGAAUGGGACAUUUUAGAAGUGCCUGCUGUACGAAACGAAAAAUUUUACACCUGCUGCGACGAGCCGUACCUGGAUAUCACCUUUAAUAUAACGAUGAGAAGAAAAACGCUUUUUUACACUGUGAACAUUAUUAUUCCGUGUAUGGGAAUAUCCUUUCUUACGGUCUUGACGUUUUAUCUGCCCAGCGAUAGCGGAGAAAAGGUCACGCUCUCUAUCUCGAUCCUCAUCAGUCUUCACGUGUUCUUCCUGCUGGUCGUCGAGAUCAUUCCACCUACGUCGCUGGUCGUGCCGCUGCUUGGAAAGUACCUGAUAUUCGCCAUGAUACUCGUCUCAAUAAGCAUUUGCGUGACAGUGGUUGUCCUCAAUGUUCACUUUCGAUCACCGCAGACACAUAAAAUGGCGCCUUGGGUGAAAAGGGUCUUUAUUCACAUUCUUCCCCGCUUGUUAGUUAUGCGGAGGCCGCAAUAUAAAUUUGACACGAACAGAUAUAGUUCGGGUAGAGUGUUAAUGAGAACAGUAAGAGGCAAAGAGAAAACUUGCUAUUAUCCUUACCAAUCAUCCACUCAGGAGGAUAGCGAAGAACAUUUAACACCUAAACGAUUUCAUAGUCGUGUCCCUUCGAAAGAAGAUCUUUCACCUUCCAGUCUCGCUGACGGUGCAAGAUUCGGCGGAAGCUGUUUAAUUCACGGACCCCCGUUGCCACCGCUUCCUCUUCACACCGAGUGCGAGGAUCUUUCCGUUUCCGGCGACGCAGGGAUCGAGGAAGUUAAAAGUCCAGUUCUGCGGAGUCCUCCGACCUUUUCGCACUCACGCUGCCCUCCAGAAAUUCACAAAUCCUGCAUCUGCGUGCGUUUCAUCGCUGAGCAUACAAAAAUGCUCGAAGAUUCAACCAAGGUGAAGGAAGACUGGAAGUACGUGGCGAUGGUCCUAGACAGACUGUUCCUCUGGAUCUUCACUCUGGCAGUCUUUGUUGGUACAGCUGGGAUCAUCCUGCAAGCUCCGACACUCUACGACGACAGGGUACCAAUUGAUAAAAAAUUCAGUGAUUUCGCAACCACCACAGUAGUGAACUGUCCGCCGCAAUAGUCCAUGCCUGAGCCCUGCACCGUGGAGAAAAACUAAGGACCAAGAACCGGAAGUAACGCACUACCAACCCGGAAACCCAUCCUAGCCUUAGGACUUCCAGCGACUUCCAGCGACGUUCAAUAACGAAAUUACGGUAAAAGGGCUCCAUUUUCUAAGACGAUUGUAAAGUAUACGACGUACACCAAGUACAGGACGCGAAGCAAACCAAGAUGAAGGGAGAUUCGAUGGAAACAUUUUCGAAUUGCUUUCUUCACGUUAAUGAACAAUAAUUAUUCUUGACCAUAAUGUUGUAUGUAAAGUGCUGUCAAUAACACUCAGUCAAGAAUGUUCGAAACUCCUGCUAACUUUCAAUAACUUGCAGGUAGGAAACAAUAAUUAAUUGACGAAUGAGCGAAGUUUAAUAGAAGUAGCGAAUGCCAAUUGAAUUCAUAAAUCUUCAAUAUAUGAUAUUACAACGGUUUUUUUAAGUAUAGCUUCGAAGUAAUGGUUUAAUAUACUUAAUUUAUCUAACAAUAUAUUAAUUCUAGAAUAUUUCUUAAACUUUAUACAGAAUAAUUUAUAUCAUUACAUCUGAUAUUAAUUGUAACAAACGCGUAUUUAUAAUAUCACAUUUUCUAACUAUGUUCUCUUUACUAUGUUUCAUUAAUAUUCGAUAGUGACAAUUGAAGGAAAUGUUGCAAAAAAAUCGUUAAAUCAUAUUUCAGUAAAUUCCUUCGGAAUUGCAAUCGACGAAGACUUUGUGCAAGUACAUUAACUGUAAAAUAAUAACUACUUCAUCGCGUACGAACAAUAAUCAGUACAUUGGCAAAGUUGAUUUCAGUUAGUAAUUCAGACACGUUCGUCGUGAAAAGGGAAAGAAGCUCUCGGAAUCUUCCUUCAUUUCAUCACCAUCGACUCGAAACGAAUGACUCGUGGUCAUUGAUUCCUGACUUAAAUUCGAGUGUGUCGUCACGGUGAACAGCGAACGACACCAUUUUGAAGAAACUUAUACCUAUAUAGUCUGCUCAAGUAAAUCGUAAUAUGAAGCUGCCACUACUUAAUCGGGUUUAAAGCAACAAGUUAAGUAAAGGUAAUAAAUAAUUUAGUUAAACCCUUGACUCUCACGUCGCAGAUUGAGGUAAAGUAAAAAGUGUUAACUAUUGUGAAAAUCGAUCGAUCGACCAAGGGUUAUAAACAUUUACGAAUAAAAUUGUCGUACGGUCGCGUGUUUUAUAUAAUACCGUUUAUCCGACACGUUAAGAAAAUAAAUUAUUCUUAGGCAUCACGAUUGUAGGUAGCUCGUUGUACGACACGAAUUUAGUGUGUAACUUAAUGUAUAAUCGAUUAGCAUUAAUCAUUUAGGAACGUACAUAACCGUUUGUACGAAUGUAUCUUUAAGAAAGAGAGAUCAUGGAUCAUGAAUGAAUGUAACGAAAUAUCACUCGAAGUUCUCAAUAUUGUUUUGUAAGAUACUAUUAAGUACUUUUCAAUUAUUACACGUUCAUCUCGCUAGAAAUGUGUCUCGAUUCAUUAACUCUUAAUGUCGCAAAAUUCGUAAUUGAGAUAUUCAUGAAAUAUUAUUAAUCUUUGUAUCACGAACUAUCAAAUCAUACAACAUCUUGCAUAUAUUAGAUACGUUUAAACAAUUUUAAUUUCUUAGAUUCUUUAUUUAUUGAUGCUUCUGUGAUUCAUAUUGUGCAUUGUUUCGAGCCAACUGAAUCAAAAUGCAAAACAACGGUUUCUUCUUAAUUAUACAUAAAUUCUUCACUAACUUUUGAUCUCCUUGUUCGUAAAACUCAAAUUGUUAUUUAUCUGGACUUUCAAAAUGAUGCAAAAUUGUAAUUUUCAAGUAUUGGAAGUGUCCCAUCUAAAAAUGUGAAAUGUUAACAUUAACGAUGUCCCAAAUGAAACAUAAAUGAAAUGCAUUACUUUUAAUUUCACAAAAAAAUAGCCAUCGAUAUAUAAUAUUUCUACAAAUUUUUACUGUUCAUUAUGAAGUGACCUCGCGUAUGCUACCUUACGCUUAAGGGUUUCAUUGUCAUUUAAUAAUCGGCACCUGCUGGUCACGCUACCGAAUAUGCUGUUUUAGAAAUAUUUCUAACACGUUCUUUGUUCGGAUCACACACCUCACAACGCUCUUUACCAAUUAUUUAAGAGUGACCGAUGCUUUUCGAAGGUGAUCGAUGAAAGGCGUUGCGACAAGCGUGACCAUGUAACACCAGUUAUCGAAAUCGUUCGGUGAGAAUAAUCAUUUGUCCCUGCUGUUCGGUGCACGCGGCUUAAGGUUGAGUGAAGUUUCGUUACGGAUAACAUUAGUCUCGGUGAGAAUGCUGUAUUUUGUAACGAAAGAAUCGAAACACGCGAGACAUUACAAUAAUAAUAACCAAUAGUAUGGUAAGAACAAGUAAAGCAUACGAAUUCUAAAGCUGAUAGAUGUAGCUGAUUGAACAACCGAUGACGUCGUUGUUCAAUGCCGUAGUACGUGGUUAAUGUUACUGUGGGUUUGUCAUCGUUUUGUCUCUUCAUUAGGUUCGACCGUUUCUUUGUCCAAUCACGCGCCAUGUAUAAACAUCCUACUAUCGCAGUUAAUGAUCGUUAGUUGCGCAUUGUCGUGCAAGCGGACUGAUACUCGCGUCGGAGAAUCCGCGAUUCCUCAGCUUAAGCUAUCGGACGACCAUACUGGAUCUACAGUAAGAGCCCCAACUCCUACACGUUUUUCUUCCCCUUCGACUGCUUAACAUGCUCCAACCUAUUUCCAAUGAGGGAAAUAGAUGAGGCCGUGACAUGCAUGGUUGGUAGAUCAUAUAUGUGUACCUAUAGACGCGGCUUCGGAUAAUUUCUCUGAAGAAAAAAUAAAUCAUCUACGUGAGGUCACGCGUGGCCAAGAUGUAUAAGCUAUGCUAGUAUGUAAGUGCGUACUAUCUAUUCAGUUCCAAGAGGACAUAUGUAACAAAAUUUCAAUACGCAAAACAAUUUUAAUGCUCGAUUUUAAUAUGUUGUUAAUUUUUGCAAGAUAAGUAUCUAGAUGUAUACAUAUAUUCUUUUUAAAGUAUCCAAGUUAAAUAGUUCUCAUUGUAACAUGUUUUGGAAACACAUGGGGGAAAGAAGCUGUGUUGCCAGAGAAUUGAUGCCGCGCGGGGAAUCUUCUUCCUCCCAUCCCCCGUAAGCCUUUCCCCGUAAACGCCGACAAACUGAAGAGUAGCAAAGGGGAUACGUAACAGCACUAGACCUAGUAUCGUCAGGUGACAAUGCGUAGGUCAGCUUUUUGGUCACGACGCAUCCUCAUCAAUUCAGUGUUCUGAAAUCCGAGAGUCUUCGAUGCGAGUGGGGAAGAAAGUAGCUUUUGGAUAAUUGCGGAGCGAGGGUGCGAUGAACGGGGAACCACACGCGCCAUAAAUUCCCUGGCAAUACGGGAAAGAAGUCUUCAUCUGGUUUCGCUGACCCAGAGUCGUGUGUGCAGGAAUUGGCGCUAGUACCGUACAACUUUAUGAAACGAUGCUUGAGCAUUUUCGGCGAAUAGCACGGUCGAACGUUGGCGUCCAGUCGCGAAUCUCGAAUUCUUCGACGUCCAUAGGCAUGUUCAUAGCUGAGAAUCGUAGUUCGAACGCAUCCAAGGUAAGAUGCCUUACGUCACGUUGGAUUUGUAAAUACAUUUGUAGGAUGAACUGUAUAUCGGUAUUACGUAAAUACUGCCAUUAGAGAGUGUUGUUAGCGUGAGAGAUGUUUUUUGUAUCGUUGUACUGGUGAAAUCCUCGAUUCUUCGUCAGCCAGUGACUGAAGCAAUGAUGGCUACGAGGGUUAAUUGAUAAACGAUGACCGCGAACACUUCUGUUAUAAACCGUGUGUACACGGUGAUCGGCGGCGUUUCGACGCCAACGAAAUUUUCAUAUUUCCACGACGACCACCAGUCGGUUACGCUACCUACAAGGCUUUUAUUAUACCGAACGCGCAUGAAAUAUAUACGCUACUUGUAGUACCUCGUCGUGGUGGAACAGUCACCUGCGGAUCGUGCGAUCGACAACAGUUUUAUCAUAAAUAGGAUUCGCCACUGGUGCGUCGUCCUAGGUUGUGCAUCUCGAGUUUAUACACUGGCUGGGCAUCUCUGUUUAUCAAUUAAUGCUGGUAACGAGUACAGUUUUCGACGUCGUUAGAAUCUUCCAGAUGCAAUUGGCGGAUAGGGUAUGUAUUGACCGGGAAGAUGCGUUGUAUGAAUAAUGUCGAGCGACCGAAGGAUCGGUCUCCGGAGAUGUAGUAUUUGAACACGAGUAAACAUAUUCGCUACCUGAUCGAUAAAUCGUCCAGAAAACGCCGAAAUACGGUGAAGUGGAGCGGGGUCUGUUUCGUCGAUCGUGGUUAGCCUGAAACCAGAACUCCCCCUUAGAGGAACGAACAAAAUAAAUAAGAAAUUUACUUUGCACUAGAGUAAUAGGGAAGAACGCACACAAUUUUCUAUGAUAGAGUCGGUUACUACUUUACGUGUAACGUCGUAAUUAUUCGUUAGUGUGUUGAAAACAGCUGACACGCGGUGGCCAAUGCCAGUGAUACAACGGGGUAGCUAGCAUCGAACUUGUUCCUCUUUCUAAGUGACUGAGUACGAUAAAAGCGAUCGGAAUAAUAACGGAAUAAGAAAUUCUGUUUAACUCAUGACAAAAUAUAUUUUCUAAUCGGAUACUAUUAGAUUUGUAAUACUAUUUACUUUCUGUUACUAUAUUAUCCUGGAUUGUUAAUAUUGCGAUUCGAAAAGUAAUUGUUCAACUGUCACACGUUCACAGUAACCUCUAUCUUUGCUAAUUAAGAAUGUGAACAUGAUUUAUAAUCAUAGCUAAUUAAUUAAUUUAUAAUUACUUAUUUGGUAACUAAAAAUAUGAAUGAAAGCUUGCAAUAGUCCUUUCUUAUGCAGAAAUGGAGAAACCAAUUAAAAAGACUAUUUGAGAGGGAUCGAUAAUCAGCGAAUUAUUCGAUACGCUAUGUUAAUAUUGUUUCCUGUCCACAUAUACAGUAAUAUCGAAUAUUUCAAUUAUACUUGACCGAAUCACUGGAAUUAGUCACUGUGUGCCGGGUCGUUAGCUCGAUGCUACAAUAACGAACCUUAAAGUUUCACUUUGACAAUAGUAGAUUAUUCCACCGAUAGUCAGCUAUUGUUACUUUGAUAUUUUAACAGUUGUUAAUGAAUCGCAGACGUUUAAUUAUUGUUAGGGAUGGGCGAUCGGGAUACAAGUGACUGCUAUUCCUGGCGAGGAAAGCUGAUAAUAUUUGAAGCGAAGAGCAAGUGGUAUCUAGUUAGGUAAUAGCGACAUAGAAGAAACUAACUAACCGUAAGGUGUAAAUAAUGUGUACAUAGACAAACCGUAACGUAAGUCAGAGGCUAUAAAUUGGACUUUUUUUACCAUUUCGAGAACCUGGGGUGUCCCAGGAUAUUGUUCAGGACACGAUGAUGGUCGGUAGCGAAAACAUACUUGUAAGUUUUAUUUAUCAAUGACAACGAACAAAUCAAACUAAUUUCUGUCCUUUUUGAUUGUACAAUUCCUAUGAGUUCCAUUCGAUCGUUUAUUUCGGAUGAUCUAACUUUCGAUCGAUUCGAUUCGAGCAUUCGUGUCGAAAAUUCAUAAAAUUCAUUCAGUUAGAACUUCUGGGUUCUGUAUAAAUGGUGUUCGUUUUCUUCUAUCGAGUAACUCGCUUGGAGAGAGAUCAUUACUCGUCAAGUCAUGUACUAAUAUAAAACAUAAUGUGCAAAUGUCAUAGUUCAGCGAAUUGACUUUUGUGAGCUAGGGCUUCGAAUGGUUUUGGAAAUUUGGUAACAGUUUCACGUGAGCAUUUGAAUGACUGUAAUAAACAAUUGCGAAUGUAACGCAUUCGAGUUAUGUUACUGCGUUGUCAGCCAUUUUGUCUUCGCAUGAACAAAAUGCCAAAUACAAGAUCACAAAUGUUUGUUUCUACAUAUAUAGGGUGAUGUAUUUGAAGCGUUACUUAGAUUGAUUCAUUUUUUCAAUGGUAAUAAUUAUUACUCAAAUUUUCGAAGGCAACAGCCAUUAAUGGUUCAUUUCAUUCGUUGCCAAUCACGAUGAUGUCUGUUAUUCACAGAUGUUUAAGAAUUUAUUAAAUAAUUGUUCAAAAAUGA
This is a messenger RNA of Megalopta genalis, 7969 nucleotides long. It is a transcript of the gene nAChRalpha4, whose product is annotated as nicotinic acetylcholine receptor alpha4. Gene Ontology annotation, biological process: monoatomic ion transmembrane transport. Lineage: Eukaryota; Metazoa; Arthropoda; Insecta; Hymenoptera; Halictidae. The record is from RefSeq and is a predicted model, not a curated record. Gene Ontology annotation, cellular component: postsynaptic membrane. Gene Ontology annotation, molecular function: transmembrane signaling receptor activity; acetylcholine-gated monoatomic cation-selective channel activity.